Molecule: messenger RNA, 16035 nt
Organism: Aphis gossypii (cotton aphid)
Lineage: Eukaryota; Metazoa; Arthropoda; Insecta; Hemiptera; Aphididae
Gene: RyR
Product: ryanodine receptor
Exons: 99
Coding region: 498-15815 (5105 amino acids)
Biological process (GO): intracellular calcium ion homeostasis; calcium ion transmembrane transport
Cellular component (GO): Z disc; smooth endoplasmic reticulum; calcium channel complex
Molecular function (GO): protein binding; ryanodine-sensitive calcium-release channel activity
Source: RefSeq, a predicted model, not a curated record
GUGAGACUGUACCGCGUACGGCAAUAAUUUUUUUACAUUUUUUCUCCUGCUCUUGACUGUCAUUUUUUAUACGUCUGUGCUCGUAUCGUGAUCUCAAUACUGUACGUAUAACGCACCGCGUAUCUUCGCCUGUAAACGUCUGCAGUCGUCUACGGAUACCUGCCGUGGUGUCAACGAACAUUCCGCGGUGUAUAACGUUCUAUUAUAGGUGGGUAAAGCAUAUAUCCAACGGGCUGUACACUAUAUAGGUCCGACCGACUGUGCGUGCGCCUUUUAUUCGCAAACGGACAGAGACCGAGCGCGGACGAGCGGACGAACGUUGACAAAUGCGCCGAAAUGCGCCGCCGCACAGUGACGCAGCCGAGCGCGAUGUCCGUUUGAAACGUUAUUAUAAUUAUUGUUACCGUCAUUGAAGAGCCGGAACGAGCGACGACGACGUCUGGUCGUCCGUAUAACAGCAAAAACAGCCGCAGCCGCAGCCCGGCCAACUCGCCACGAUGGCCGACAGCGAGGGAAGUUCGGAACAGGACGAUGUGUCGUUUCUCCGGACCGAAGAUAUGGUGUGUUUAUCAUGCACUGCGACUGGAGAAAGAGUUUGUCUUGCAGCUGAAGGAUUUGGAAAUCGGCACUGUUACUUGGAAAAUAUUGCCGAUAAAAAUAUUCCACCCGACUUGUCUCAGUGUGUAUUUGUCAUUGAACAAGCAUUAUCAGUGAGAGCUUUACAAGAACUAGUUACAGCUACAAGUUCUCAAGAAGGAAAAGGUGGAACUGGAUCUGGACACCGAACAUUGUUGUAUGGAAAUGCUAUUUUAUUACGUCAUCAAAAUAGCGAUAUGUAUUUAGCUUGUUUAUCAACAAGUUCGUCAAAUGAUAAAUUAUCUUUUGACGUUGGUUUACAAGAGCAUUCACAAGGUGAAGCUUGUUGGUGGACUGUGCAUCCAGCAUCGAAACAACGAUCAGAGGGUGAAAAAGUUAGAGUUGGAGAUGAUCUAAUUUUAGUGUCUGUGGCAACUGAACGGUAUUUGCACACCGCCAAAGAAAAUGAGUUAUCUGUAGUUAAUGCAUCAUUUCACGUAACUCAUUGGUCAGUACAACCAUAUGGUACUGGUAUCAGUAGAAUGAAAUACGUUGGUUAUGUUUUUGGUGGAGACGUACUAAGAUUCUUUCAUGGCGGUGAUGAGUGCUUGACAAUACCGUCGACGUGGAGCAAUGUAUCUGGACAAAAUAUAGUAAUUUAUGAAGGCGGAAGCGUUAUGAGUCAAGCAAGGUCAUUAUGGCGUUUGGAAUUGGCUAGAACUAAAUGGGCUGGUGGAUUCAUUAAUUGGUAUCAUCCAAUGCGAAUAAGACAUUUGACAACCGGACGGUAUUUAGGUGUCAAUGAAAACAAUGAGUUACAUUUAGUUUGCAGAGAAGAAGCCACCACUGCUUCAUCUACAUUUUUUUUACGUCAAGAGAAAGACGAUCAAAAAAUAAUUUUAGAAGACAAAGAUUUAGAAGUAAUUGGAGCACCUAUUAUUAAGUAUGGUGACAGUACGGUAUUAGUACAACAUUCUGAUACAGGUUUAUGGUUAACAUACAAGUCUUAUGAAACAAAAAAAAAAGGCGUCGGUAAAGUAGAAGAAAAACAAGCAGUAUUACAUGAAGAAGGUAAAAUGGACGAUGGGUUAGACUUUAGUAGGAGUCAAGAAGAAGAGUCUAGAACUGCUAGAGUGAUACGUAAAUGCUCCUCAUUAUUCACACAGUUUAUUUCCGGACUGGAAAAUUUACAAAGUAACAGACGUUCGUCAUUAUUUUGUUCAUUCGUUAAUCUAAAUGAAAUGGUCAUGUGUCUAGAAGAUUUAAUAAAUUAUUUUGCUCAACCUGAAGAAGAUAUGGAACACGAAGAAAAACAAAAUCGAUUUAGAGCAUUAAGAAAUAGACAAGAUUUAUUUCAAGAAGAAGGCAUAUUAAAUCUGAUUCUAGAAGCUAUUGAUAAAGUUAAUAUUAUUACGUCACAAGGAUUUAUGGUCAGUUUAGCUGGUGAUGAGUCUGGACAAAGUUGGGAUGUGAUUUCUGGUUAUUUAUACCAGUUGCUAGCUGCAAUUAUAAAGGGAAAUCAUACUAAUUGUGCUCAAUUUGCUAACACUAACCGAUUAAAUUGGUUAUUUAGUCGAUUAGGAUCUCAAGCAUCCAGUGAGGGAACUGGUAUGUUAGAUGUACUUCACUGUGUUCUCAUUGAUUCUCCGGAAGCUUUAAAUAUGAUGAAAGAUGAACAUAUAAAAGUAAUAAUAUCUCUUUUGGAAAAACAUGGUCGUGAUCCAAAAGUGUUAGACGUUUUAUGUUCCCUAUGCGUUGGUAACGGUGUGGCCGUAAGAAGUUCACAAAAUAAUAUAUGUGAUUUCUUAUUACCAGGAAAAAAUUUACUUCUUCAGACCUUACUUGUUGAUCAUGUAGCCAGUGUACGUCCCAAUAUUUUUGUUGGUCAUGUUAGUGGAUCUGCCGUUUAUCGAAAAUGGUAUUAUGAAGUAGCAAUAGAUCAUGUAGAACAAACUACACAUUUAAAUCCACACAUUCGAAUUGGAUGGGCAAAUACUGCAGGUUAUGUUCCGUAUCCUGGUGGCGGAGAAAAAUGGGGUGGAAAUGGCGUUGGGGAUGAUUUAUAUUCUUUCGGAUUUGAUGGGUCAUAUUUAUGGACAGGAGGACGUAAAUCAGAAGUGAUGCCUGGUUCAGAAAUUUCUAACAUUAAAAAAGGUGAUGUAAUCGGUUGUGCAUUAGAUUUAACUAUUCCAAUUAUAACUUUUACAUUGAACGGUCAAUUGGUCCAAGGAGCCUUCAGAGACUUCAAUUUAGAUGGGAUGUUUUUCCCAGUAAUUAGUUGUUCAUCAAAAGUCAGCUGUCGUUUUUUAUUGGGCGGAGAUCAUGGUCGAUUGAAGUUUACUCCUCCAGACGAAUUUUCUCCUCUAUUUGAAAGUUUAUUACCUCAACAAAUUUUGACAAUCGAUCCGUGCUUCUAUUUUGGAAAUCUUAAUAAAUGCGUACUCACGGGACCGUGGUAUGUUGAAGAUGAUACAGCAUUUGUUCCAAAUCCAGUUGAUACAUCAAUGGUCACUUUACCUAGUUACAUAGAAAAUAUUAAAGAUAAAUUAGCAGAGAAUAUUCAUGAAAUGUGGGCAAUGAAUAAAAUUGAAGCUGGUUGGCAAUAUGGUGAUAAAAGAAAUGAUACUAGGAAAUAUCAUCCAUGUUUAAUACAGUUUGACAAGUUGCCUCCAGCCGAGAAGCGUUAUGAUUCUCAAUUAGCUGUGCAAACGCUUAAAACGGUUAUUGCGUUGGGAUAUCACAUAUCCAUCGAUAAUCCACCGUCCCGCAUUAAAACGGUACGGUUGCCCAACGAACCAUUUAUGCAAUCCAAUGGUUACAAACCAGCACCACUAGAUUUAUCUGCAAUAAAUUUGUCAGGGAAAAUGGAAGAAUUAAUUGACCAGUUAGCUGAGAAUACACAUAAUUUAUGGGCAAAAGAAAGAAUACAACAAGGAUGGACGUAUGGUUUAAAUGAAGAAUUACAAAUGUUACGCAGUCCUCAUUUAGUACCGUACAGCAAAGUAGAUGACGCUAUUAAAAAAGCUAAUAGAGAUACAGCAAGUGAAACAGUCCGCACUUUAUUAGUAUAUGGUUACAACUUAGACCCACCGACUGGAGAAACAAACGAAGCGACACUCCUAACAGACGAAAACACUAAUAGAUACUUGACGUUCAGAACAUAUCGUGCUGAAAAAACAUAUGCUGUUGCAAGUGGAAAAUGGUAUUUCGAGUUUGAGAUAUUGACAAACGGGCCCAUGCGAGUUGGAUGGGCCAGGUUUACAUGUUCUCCGGGUUAUCAAAUCGGUAGUGACGAAAAUUCUUGGGCAUUUGAUGGUUAUAACGAAGAAAAAAUUUAUAUGGGCACAGCCGAAUCAUUUGGGAGGCAGUGGCAAGUUGGAGAUGUCGUGGGAGUGUUUUUAGACCUAAUGGAUCAUACAAUAAGUUUUUCGUUGAAUGGAGAAUUACUAAUGGAUACAUUGGGAGGAGAAACUACGUUUUCUGAAGUUCAAGGAGAAGGAUUUGUACCUGCAUUUACUCUGGGACUAGGACAAAAAGCAAAAUUAACUUUUGGUCAAGACGUAAACUCAUUGAAAUACUUCACGACUUGUGGUCUUCAAGAAGGAUAUGAACCAUUUUGCGUAAACAUGAAGAGACCAGUAACAUAUUGGUAUACUAAGGAUCAACCAAUAUUUGAAAAUACUGAUGACUUUUCGUCUGUAAUUGAUGUUACAAGAAUUCCAGCUGGUUCAGAUACACCACCGUGUCUAAAAAUAAGUCAUAAUACAUUUGAAACCAUGGAAAAAGCUAAUUGGGAAUUUUUACGGCUAUCUUUGCCUGUCAUAUGUCUACCAAAUUUUAUUGAUGAACAAGAAAAACAAAGGAGAUGGCAAGAAAUCAGAAUUAGGCAGCACAGGUUAUUGUCACAAUCUGAGCAUGCUACUCCUGCUCAUAUUGAACAAAUAAUGAAAUCAGGAUUUUCAAUGAGUGAUAUAAAAGGUCUUCAUCGAGGUUAUUCGGAUGAUCCUGUAGAAAACGAUGAAAUGAUGCCAAACACUGCACCUUUACCACCAAGAGGAAAAAAUCAACCACCACCACCCAGACCACCACGAAAAGGGUCUUUAUCUAGACACGAUGACUUAACGAUCGAAAAUGACGGAAAGUUGAAUCGUUCAUCUAGUGAAUUGAAUUUUAACAUAUAUAAUCAGCAAAACGGUAAUGGCCAGGACAUAAACAAAGAUGACAAGAAAAAAAGAGGACGUUCUCCAUUUCGAUUUUUCUCGAGAAAAAAAGAAGGGCCUUCGGAUAAUCCUAAAAGAGCAAAAACUCCGGAUCCAGCUAGAAAUGUGGAUAGAUCACGUAAUGCUGCUCACAGACCUAAUACAUUAAAUGAAAGAAUAACUCCCCAAAUAAGAGUUUCACAAAUGGACUUAAAAUUGGUUCCACCAGCUAUUCCUGAUAGACCAGGAGGUCCAAAAGCAAUGUCAUUUACACCUUCAUCAGCAGGGAUUGAAUUCGUGGGAAAUGAAAUAUUUGAUUUAGAAUGUUUAAAAUUAAUAAACGAGUAUUACUAUGGUGUAAGAAUAUUUCCCGGCCAAGACCCUACACACGUUUACGUGGGAUGGGUUACUACUCAAUUUCAUCUCCAUAGUAAAGAUUUCAGUCAAAAUCAUGUUCGAAAAAGUACUGUUACAAUUGUCGAUGAACAUAAUAGAAUUUUAGAAAGUAUUGAUCGACAAAGCUGUUACAUGGUUCGAUCCGAUGAGUUAUACAACGAAGUAACAAAUGAUUCGUCGGGGAAGGGAGCAUCUCAAGGAAUGGCUAUAGGUUGUUUUAUUGAUAUAGCUACUGGAGUGAUGUCAUUUACAUGUGAAGGAAAAGAAACUAGUUUUAAAUUUAAAAUGGAACCAGAUAUUAAAUUAUUCCCUGCAAUAUUUGUGGAAGCUAGUAGCAAAGAGAUAUUACAAAUUGAAUUGGGUAGAACUUCUACUACACUUCCAUUAUCUGCAGCUGUUUUACAAAAUUCAGAACGCCAUGUUCUUCCUCAGUUUCCACCGAGAUUAAAAGUUCAAUGUUUAAGACCACAUCAGUGGGCUAGAGUUCCAAAUGAUUCUUUACACAUUCAUACUCUGAAAUUAUCUGACAUUAGAGGGUGGAGUAUACUUUGUGAAGACCCUGUGUCGAUGAUUGCAUUACACAUUCCCGAAGAAGAUCGAUGUAUAGAUAUUUUAGAGUUGAUUGAAAUGGAGAAAUUACUAUCUUUCCAUGCUCACACGUUGACUUUAUAUGCAGCUGUGUGCUAUCAAGCUAACUACCGAGCUGCUCACAUAUUAUGCACUCAUGUAAAUCAAAAACAAUUGUUAUAUGCUAUAUGUUCAGAAUAUAUGUCUGGUCCAUUGCGUCAAGGAUUUUAUGAUCUCUUAAUAGCUUUACAUUUAGAGUCCCAUGCAACAACAAUGGAGGUUUGUAAAAAUGAAUACAUUAUACCAUUGGGGCAUGAACUAACUGCUUUAUACGAUGAUCCACAAAUGGGUCAUAGCUUACGGUCGUUACAAACUGAAUCUGUUCGACCUCAAAUGAAAAUGACUGAAAUUUCAGACGUUAUUGACAAUGUUCGAAACUUAUACAGUCCUUAUUUCCCAUUGCAAGUAGUUAGAGAAUAUGUAAUGGCAGCCCUAGAAGAAGCAGUGUUAGUUAAUCAGGUUCAUAAUAGAGAUCCUAUUGGUGGAUCUAAUGAAAACUUGUUUUUACCAUUAUUAAAAUUAGUGGAUCGUCUUUUACUUGUCGGUAUGUUACGUGAUGAAGAUGUAGAAAAAUUAUUGAUAAUGAUUAAUCCAGAAACUUGGGAUCCUGAAUUUCAAAAAGAUGGUCCCGAUGAACAUAGAAAAGGUUUAUUACACAUGAAAAUGGCUGAGGGUGCAAAACUUCAAAUGUGUUAUUUAUUACAUCAUUUAUGUGAUAUUCAACUGAGGCAUAGGGUUGAAUCGAUAAUCUCUUUUAGUUAUCAAUUUGUCAAUGAUAUACAAAUAGAUCAAUUAAGAAGAUAUAAUGAAAUAAAACAAUCAGAUUUACCAUCUGCUGUUGCUGCAAAAAAGACGAGAGAGUUCCGAUGUCCGCCUCGUGAACAAAUGAAUGCAAUACUAGGCUUUAAAAAUUUGGAUAGUGAUGAUAAAGAAAAUUGUUUGAUAGGUGAUGAACUUCGUGAAAGAAUGAACGAAUUUAAUGAGAAACUCAUGAAACAAAUAUCAUUAGUAGCUCUUCAAGAAUCAGAAGAUGACAAAUUAGAUUUGAAUAACAUAAACAGAGAAGGUAAAAUAAAACAAUUUUAUAACUUUAUAAAUGCAGUGAAAGAUGAAGCAAAUGAAAAUGGUCUGAACGAACAUGAAAAAAAAAUACCAGAAGAAAUAUUUAGAAAAGUUUUAAUAACCACUAUUGUAUCAUGGGCUGAAGAAACUCAAAUUGAAACACCAAAAUUAGUUAGAGAAAUGUUCAGUUUAUUGGUUAGGCAGUAUGAUAGUGUAGGAGAAUUGAUUCGUGCAUUAGAGAAAACAUAUGUAAUUAAUUUUAAAACAAAAGAAGAUGUUGCUCAAAUGUGGGUUGGACUUAGUCAAAUCCGUUCUUUGUUGCCAGUGCAAAUGUCACAAGAAGAAGAAGAAUUGAUGAGAGAACGAUUAUGGAAACUGGUAAAUAACCACACAUUUUUCCAACAUCCUGAUUUAAUAAGAGUUCUUCGGAUGCACGAAAAUGUUAUGGCUGUCAUGAUGAAUACACUGGGAAGAAGAGCUCAAGCCCAAUCGCAACCAGGUGGAACUACUGUAACGGGACAAGAUGGAGAAAUCGUUCCGAAAGAAAAGGAUACAUCACAUGAAAUGGUCGUAGCUUGUUGUCGGUUCUUAUGUUAUUUUUGCCGUACAUCCAGGCAAAACCAAAAAGCCAUGUUUGACCAUUUUUCAUUUUUAUUAGAAAAUAGUAACAUAUUGCUCUCUAGACCGUCACUAAGAGGAAGUACACCACUCGAUGUUGCUUAUUCGUCACUCAUGGAAAAUACUGAACUUGCAUUAGCGUUGAGAGAACAUUAUUUGGAAAAGAUCGCGAUAUAUUUGUCUCGAUGUGGUUUGCAAUCUAAUUCUGAAUUGAUUGAGAAAGGAUAUCCUGAUUUAGGAUGGGAUCCAGUGGAAGGAGAAAGAUAUUUAGACUUUCUACGAUUUUGUGUUUGGGUCAACGGUGAAAGUGUAGAGGAAAAUGCAAAUUUAGUUAUUCGUUUGCUUAUUCGCAGGCCUGAGUGUUUGGGUCCUGCAUUAAGAGGAGAAGGAGAAGGACUUUUACGUGCCAUAAUUGAUGCAAAUAAAAUGUCUGAAAGAAUAGCAGAACGAAGAAAGUUCUUAGAAGAAUCGGGGAACCAAGAAAAUAUUCAAUUAGAUCAUCCGCUUCCGGAAUCCGAGGACGAUGAAGAUUAUAUUGAUACAGGAGCUGCCAUUUUAAAUUUUUACUGUACUCUUGUUGACUUACUAGGACGAUGUGCACCGGACAGUUCAGUAAUUGCACUGGGGAAAAAUGAAUCUUUACGUGCAAGAGCCAUUCUGAGAUCAUUAGUACCACUUGAAGAUUUACACGGUGUUCUUAGUCUUAGAUUUACAUUACAGAAUCCAGCUGCUGGUCAAGAUCGACCAAAGAGUGAUAUGCCCUCAGGGUUAAUACCAGGACACAAACAAAGUGUUGUUCUCUUUUUAGAACGAGUGUAUGGUAUCGAAAUGCAAGAGUUAUUUUUCACAUUACUAGAGGAAGCAUUUUUACCAGAUCUACGUACAGCAACAAUGCUUGAUAGAAAUGAUGGACUUGAAUCAGACAUGGCAUUGGCAAUGAAUAGAUAUAUUGGAAAUUCAGUAUUACCGUUACUCAUUGGUCAUUCAAAAUUCUAUAGCGAGUCCGAUAACUAUGCUAAUUUGUUAGAUGCAACGUUACACACUGUGUAUAGAUUAUCCAAAAAUAGAAUGUUAACAAAAGGGCAGCGAGAAGCUGUUUCAGACUUUUUAGUAGCAUUAACUAGUCAAAUGCAACCAAGUAUGUUAUUAAAACUACUGAGAAAACUUACGGUUGAUGUUUCAAAUUUAUCAGAGUAUACUACUGUAGCGCUUAGAUUGUUAACUUUGCAUUACGAUCGAUGUGCAAAAUACUAUGGAUCAACAGGUGGUCAAGGAAUUUACGGAGCUUCUAGCGACGAAGAAAAAAGAUUAACCAUGAUGUUAUUCAGUAACAUAUUUGAUUCCUUGUCAAAAAUGGACUACGAUCCAGAACUUUUCGGAAAAGCAUUACCUUGCCUAUCAGCAAUUGGAUGUGCUUUGCCUCCAGAUUAUUCACUGUCAAAAAAUUAUGAUGACGAGUGGUAUGGUUCGAAACAGAAUAUUCAAGGCCCUUCUGAUGGACCUUACAAUCCACAACCAAUAAACACGAAUAGCAUUGUUCUUGAUAAUGACUUGAACUCUAUUGUACAUAAGUUCUCAGAACAUUAUCAUGAUGCAUGGGCAAAUCGUAAAUUGGAAAAUGGGUGGGUUUAUGGAGAACAAUUUAAUGAUGUUAAUAAAAGUCAUCCUCGUCUAAAACCAUACAUGAUGUUGAGUGAAUACGAAAAAGAACUAUACAAAGAACCUGUAAGAGAGUCCCUUAAAGCAUUACUUGCAAUAGGAUGGAGUAUUGAACAUUCAGAGAACGAUGCACCAUUGAAUAAUAGAGGAUCUGUUCGACGUCAAUCAAAGUCUAAUGAGAAUGUAACGCCGUUUGACUACCAUCCGAAUCCCAUAGAUAUGACUAACCUUACACUCACUAGAGAAAUGCAAAAUAUGGCGGAAAGAUUAGCAGAAAACUCCCAUGACAUUUGGGCUAAGAAGAAAAAAGAAGAAGUUAUGUUGUGUGGAGGAGGUAUUCAUAAUCAAUUGGUUCCGUAUGAUUUGCUGACCGAUAAAGAAAAGAAAAAAGAUCGAGAACGCUCACAAGAGUUCCUUAAAUAUUUGCAGUAUCAAGGUUAUAAAUUACACAGACCGAAUCGUAAUGGAGGACCUUCAGAAGCUGAACAAUUGGCUGCUGCAUCAACAGGGGAACUUCGAUUUUCUUACAGUUUAUUAGAAAAAUUGAUUCAUUACAUUGACAGAGCGUCUAUAAACAUGAAACUUUUAAAACCUUCAGGCACAUUUAGCAGGCGUUCUAGUUUCAAAAUCUGUACAAGAGAUAUUAAAUUUUUCUCCAAAGUUGUGCUACCGUUAGUUGAGAAAUAUUUUAGCACUCAUAGAAAUUACUUCAUAACGGUUGCAACAGCUUCAAGUGUUUUGGGUGCAGCUUCGUUAAAGGAAAAAGAAAUGGUCGCUAGUUUAUUUUGUAAGUUGGCAAAUCUUUUGAGAUCUAAGUUAAUGGCCUUUGGAGCUGAUGUCCGUAUAACCGUACGAUGUCUACAAGUGCUUGUCAAAGCUAUUGAUGCUAAGUCACUCGUAAAAAACUGUCCUGAGUUUAUUAGAACUUCAAUGCUUACAUUUUUCCAUAACAUCGCUGAUGAUUUGGAACAUACAAUUCAAAAUUUGCAUGAUAGUCGUUAUUGUUAUUUGAGAGGAACUCAUUUGAAAACAUCAACUUCAUUAUUUUAUGUUAAUGACGUAAUUUUACCAGUUUUAUCAUCGCUUUUUGAUCAUUUAGCUGCAUAUGAAUAUGGAAACGAGCUAUUGUUAAAUGAAAUUCAAGUAGCAGCUUAUAAAAUGUUGAGUAGUUUAUAUACUCUUGGCACAGAUACAUCUUUAACGCAUGAUAGAAAAUAUUUAAAAGUACAGUUGGAAAGACAUCGUCCGGCGUUUGGUAGUUGCUUGGGUGCAUUUAGUUCAACAUUUCCUGUGGCUUUCCUUGAACCACAUCUGAAUAAACACAAUCAAUAUUCGCUUCUUAAUCGAUUUGCUGACAGUUCAUUGGAAGCUCAGGAUAUAAUGUCUAGAAUGGAAGGCACUAUGCCUACUCUAGAAACUGUAUUAAAUGAAGUUGACCAGUUUGUCGAAUCAGAAAAAACAUAUGCUGAUGCACCUCACAUUAUUGAUGUUAUUUUACCUUUAUUGUGUUCAUACUUACCGUACUGGUGGGCACAAGGUCCAGAUAAUGUUGCUCUGACCACAGGUAAUCAUGUUACAAUGGUGACCAGCGAACAUAUGAACUGUCUAUUAAAAAAUGUUUUAAAGUUAAUAAAAAAAAAUAUUGGAAAUGAUAAUGCCCCUUGGAUGACACAAAUAGCAGCUUAUACACAACAAAUAAUUAUUAAUUCUUCAGAAGAAUUAUUAAAAGAUCCAUUUCUACCACUUGCAGAACGAGUUAAAAAACGUACAGAAACAUUAUACCAUAAAGAAGAAUCAUUAAGAGGAUUUAUAAAAUCAUCUACUGAUGAUACGUCCCAAAUCGAAGCACAAAUACAAGAAGAUUGGCAAUUGGUUGUUAGGGAUAUUUAUGCUUUUUAUCCACUCCUCAUAAAAUACGUGGAUCUUCAGCGCAAUCACUGGCUACGUAAUAACAUAUCAAAUGCUGAAGAUUUAUACAAUCAUGUCUCUGAAAUAUUUAACAUUUGGUCCAAAUCGCAAUACUUUUUACGUGAAGAACAAAACUUUAUAUCUGCAAAUGAAAUUGAUAACAUGAUACUUAUUAUGCCAACGGCAACUCGGAGAUCGGCUGUUAUAUCAGAAACUUCGUUAGGAGGGUCAUCUGGAAAGAAAAAGAAAAAACACAGGGAUAAAAAACGUGACAAAGAAAAAGAAAUUCAAGCUUCAUUGAUGGUGGCUUGUCUUAAACGAUUACUGCCAGUUGGUUUAAAUUUGUUCGCGGGAAGAGAACAAGAAUUAGUUCAACAUUGCAAGGAUAGAUUCUUAAAAAAAAUGCCAGAUUAUGAUGUGAUACAAUUUGUCAAAAUUCAAUUGACAUUACCCGAUAAAUUAGACCCAGCUGACGAAAUGUCCUGGCAGCACUAUUUAUACUCCAAGUUAGGAAGCAAAAAAGGAAAUACUGAAAUUAAACCACAACAAGUCGACGAGGUAGCGGAUAGAAUUGUCGCUAUGGCUAAAGUUCUUUAUGGAUUGCAUAUGUUGUCCCACAAUAAUAACCAAAUUCAUCGGCUGGGAUGGAGAACGAUAUUAUCGGUUGCCAGAAAAAGAGCCGCUAUAGCCUGCCUUAGAAUGACUCCAAUAUACUGCAUAAAAAGACACCGUGCAGUAAAUAUAUUCGUUCGUUCGUUUUACGAACUUUGGCUUCAAGAUGAAAAUAUUGGACAAGAAGUUAUGAUUGAAGAUCUCACACAAUCAUUUGAAGAAGCGGAACUUAAAAAACGUGACAAGGAAGAAGAAGAAGGAAUGGCAGAUCCAUUAAAUCAAAUGGUUACAACUUUCUGCCGAGGAGCCAUGACUGAAAGAAGUGGUGCUUUACAAGAGGACCCUCUUUACAUGUCUUAUGCUGAUAUUUUGGCUAAGUCCUGCGGCGAAGAAGAAGAAGAAGGUAAUAACGAAGAAGAAGGUUCAAAUGGUAACGGAGAUGAAGAAGGCGGUGCUUCUAUCCAUGAGCAAGAAAUGGAAAAACAAAAGCUUUUGUUUCACCAAGCUCGAUUGGCUAACCGUGGUGUCGCAGAAAUGGUUUUAUUACACAUAUCAGCUUGCAAAGGUAUACCCAGUGAAAUGGUUAUGAAAACGCUUCAAUUGGGAAUCGCAGUUCUCCGUGGUGGUAAUUUAGACAUUCAAAUGGGAAUGUUAAAUCAUUUAAAAGAAAAGAAAGAUGUUGGAUUUUUUACUUCAGUUGCUGGUUUAAUGAACUCAUGCAGCGUUCUUGAUUUGGACGCUUUUGAGAGAAAUACCAAAGCAGAAGGUUUGGGAGUAGGAUCGGAAGGUGCUGCUGGUGAAAAAAAUAUGCAUGAUGCAGAGUUCACGUGUACUCUAUUUAGAUUUAUUCAAUUAACUUGUGAAGGACAUAAUUUAGAAUGGCAAAAUUAUUUAAGAACCCAAGCAGGAAAUACCACAACUGUAAAUGUUGUAAUUUGUACAGUGGAUUAUUUACUUAGGCUUCAGGAAUCUAUAAUGGAUUUUUAUUGGCAUUAUUCGAGUAAAGAGUUAAUCGAUCCAGCAGGAAAAGCAAAUUUCUUCAAAGCAAUCGGUGUCGCCAGCCAAGUGUUUAAUACACUAUCCGAAGUAAUUCAAGGACCAUGUACUCAAAAUCAACAGGCCCUAGCUCAUUCCAGGUUGUGGGAUGCUGUUGGAGGGUUUUUGUUUUUAUUUUCACACAUGCAAGAUAAAUUAUCGAAACAUUCUAGUCAAGUAGAUUUACUAAAAGAACUUUUGAAUUUACAAAAAGAUAUGAUUACGAUGAUGCUGUCAAUGUUAGAAGGAAAUGUUGUUAAUGGAACAAUUGGUAAACAAAUGGUUGACACUCUAGUAGAGUCGGCGUCAAAUGUCGAGUUGAUAUUGAAAUAUUUUGACAUGUUCCUGAAACUUAAAGAUUUAACGAGUUCAACAAGCUUUACGGAAAUUGACCCCAAUAACGAUGGUUGGGUACAUCCCAAAGAUUUUAAAGAAAAAAUGGAACAACAAAAAAGUUAUACUGCGGAGGAAAUUGAAUUUAUGUUACAAUGUUGUGAAUCUAAUCAUGAUGGAAAAAUUGAUUACAUUGGCUUCACUGAUCAAUUCCACGAGCCAUCUAAAGAAAUUGGUUUUAAUCUUGCCGUAUUAUUAACUAAUCUAUCAGAACAUAUGCCAAAUGAACCUAGAUUAACAAGAUUCCUAGAAACAGCUAGCAGUGUUUUGAACUAUUUCCAACCGUUCCUGGGUAGAAUUGAAAUUCUUGGAGGAAGUAAGCGUAUAGAACGGGUGUACUUUGAAAUUAAAGAAUCAAAUAUCGAACAGUGGUUAAAACCUCAAAUUAGGGAAUCUAAACGAGCGUUCUUUUAUUCAAUCGUUACCGAAGGUGGUGAUAAAGAAAAAUUAGAAGCAUUCGUUAAUUUCUGUGAGGAUGCUAUAUUUGAAAUGCAACACGCUAGUGGUCUUAUGGCAGUCGAUGACGGAUCCGGUAUAGGUGGUGGAAAAUCUAGAAAAACAGCUUACACUUAUCUUGCAGAUGACGAAGAAAACAAGACGGCAAAAGAUCCCAUUCGAAGAGGCAUACAGGCCAUCAAAUAUGGAUUCCAACUAUUGUUUUUCGUGUUGUCACCCACUAAUAUUAAAAACAAAAUCAAUGAAAUUCAACAAAUGAGUUUCGUUGAACUGAUCACUUCGUUUUUCAAACUCUGGUUUUAUUUAAUAUUCUACACUGGAUACAGUGGAGUUUAUGUGUUAAGGUAUAUAUCUCGUAUUCUCAUGCAACUAAUGAGUGGCACGCAAUCCGAAGAAACAACUGUAGAAGUUGUAGAAGAAAAGAGCGGAUCGUUCAGAAUGCUACCUGCAUUACCAUCUUCGGGAGUAGAUGAACCGCCGUCCACUUUAAUAGACAGUAGUAAUAUGAGAAAAAAUUCUGGUGCACCUGAUUCAAAACAUGUAAAAUCAACCACAGUCGGAGACGAUAAAGACGAAACGUCGACAGAAAAUCAUGAAAAAGAAGACGGUGUGAAAUCGGAAGAUAACUCGGAACUACAAGCAUCGUUUGUUGAUCUAUUAGUAGGCGAGUCGGCUAGAAAAGAUUCUAUUGCCGGCCCUGAAGUUUUGGCUCAACAACAAGCUGUUAUGGCAGCUGUAGAAGCAGAAAUCAAACAAAAGAACUCUGUCGAAAAUCCUAGUGCAUUUUCUACGAUCGAUAUCAACGCAUACACUCACCGUGCUUUAAGUUUUUUGGCAAGAAACUUUUAUAAUUUAAAAUACGUUGCACUAGUAUUAGCAUUCUGCAUUAAUUUCAUACUACUCUUUUACAAGGUGACAACUCUUGCCGAAGAUUUAUCAGACGACGGAGACAGCAAAGAUUUUGCACUGGGUUCGGCUGGCAUAAGCAAUGACGAUAUCGACGAUUCGAAUAGUACCGAAAUAGCCGAUGACGAUGGAGCAUUGGAACUUGUACAUGUCAACGAGGACUUCUUUUACAUGGCACACGUUAUGCGACUUGCGGCUUUGCUUCACUCGCUGGCCUCAUUAGCAAUGUUGAUUGCAUACUACCAUUUGAAAGUGCCAUUGGCCAUAUUCAAACGGGAAAAAGAAAUCGCGAGGAGAUUAGAAUUCGACGGUCUAUACAUUGUUGAACAACCAGAAGACGAUGACAUAAAAUCACACUGGGACAAGUUGGUGAUCUCCGCCAAGUCGUUUCCGGUGAAUUAUUGGGACAAGUUUGCAAAGAAAAAAGUUCGUCAAAAGUAUAGUGAGACGUACGAUUUUGAUUCCAUAAGUAAUUUAUUGGGCAUGGAAAAGACAUCAUUUAGCACUCAAGAAAAUGAAGAACGGACGGGCUUAAUAAAUUUUGUUAUUAAUAUCGAUUGGAGAUAUCAAGUAUGGAAAGCUGGAGUCACAAUAACAGACAACGCAUUCCUGUACAGUCUGUGGUAUUUCACAUUUUCGAUUCUGGGAAACUUUAACAAUUUCUUUUUUGCCGCUCAUCUACUGGACGUGGCCGUUGGCUUUAAAACGCUAAGAACUAUCUUGCAGUCCGUAACUCAUAACGGAAAACAGCUAGUAUUGACCGUUUUGCUUUUAACGAUCAUAGUAUACAUAUACACAGUUAUUGCAUUUAACUUCUUCAGGAAGUUCUAUAUCCAAGAAGAAGAUGACGAAGUGGAUAAAAAAUGUCACGACAUGUUAACGUGUUUCGUGUUCCAUCUUUACAAAGGUGUGAGAGCCGGUGGUGGUAUCGGAGACGAAAUCGGAUCACCUGACGGCGAUGAUUACGAAGUUUACAGAAUAAUGUUUGAUAUUACAUUCUUUUUCUUCGUUAUCAUUAUACUUUUGGCCAUCAUUCAAGGUUUGAUCAUUGACGCGUUCGGAGAGCUGCGUGACCAACUGGAAAGCGUCAAAGAGGACAUGGAAUCCAAUUGUUUCAUCUGCGGCAUCGGCAAAGAUUAUUUCGACAAAGUUCCGCACGGUUUUGACACGCACGUUCAAGAAGAACACAACCUUGCUAACUACAUGUUUUUCCUAAUGCAUCUGAUCAACAAACCGGACACGGAAUAUACCGGCCAAGAAACGUACGUCUGGAACAUGUAUCAGCAACGGUGUUGGGACUUCUUCCCGGUAGGAGACUGUUUCCGUAAACAAUACGAAGAGGAGCUUGGCGGCGGAGGAGGCGUCUGAUAAUAGUGUUUUUGUGUUUGAUUGGCCCGGAAAUAAUAUUUUCUGUUGUGUUUUGUUACUUACGCACCACCGCGACUGUUUCUAGACCGUCGCCAUUAAAUAUAGUCAUCGUCCGUGGUCAUUAUUAUUAUUAUUAUUAUACAUCAUUAAAAUAUUAUUUUAUUGUUCGCUGUUGGAUUUUCUCAGUAGAGGCGUAUAAUAUAUUAUAGAUUAUAUUAUA